This is a messenger RNA of Drosophila navojoa, 2462 nucleotides long. RefSeq names its product polo like kinase SAK (gene SAK). Gene Ontology annotation, cellular component: nucleus. Gene Ontology annotation, biological process: protein phosphorylation. The record is from RefSeq and is a predicted model, not a curated record. NCBI's taxonomy places the organism in Eukaryota, Metazoa, Arthropoda, Insecta, Diptera, Drosophilidae. Gene Ontology annotation, molecular function: protein binding; ATP binding; protein kinase activity.
GGUAUUUCCUAACACUAGCAAAUUGGCGUUCUUCUUUUUAAAUGAGUUUGGCUUGUUUUUGUUUAUUUAUGAGAAUAAGAAUAAAAAGUGAAUGUAAAUCAAAGUAAACUAUGCUGCCAUAUCGAAAUUUUGGAGAAACCAUCGAUGAAUAUGAAGUACAGCACCUGCUGGGUAAAGGAGGCUUCGCCUGUGUUUAUAAGGCCAAAUGCCUGCGUACCCAUCAAAAUGUGGCAAUAAAAAUGAUUGACAAGAAGCUCAUACAGGGCUCAGGCUUAUCGAAUCGCGUUAGACAAGAAGUCGAAAUACAUUCCAGACUGAAGCAUCCGUCGGUGUUGCAGCUGUACACGUUUUUCCAGGACGCCAACUAUGUCUACUUAAUCUUAGAACUGGCCGACAAUGGUGAGCUGCAUCGCUACAUGAACCAGCAAAUGAAGCGUCCCUUCACUGAGGACGAAGCGUCUUCUAUACUGCGGCAGGUUGUAGAUGGUUUACUGUACUUGCACUCGCACAACAUCAUGCAUCGAGACAUAUCGCUUUCCAAUUUGCUGCUCAGCAAGGAUAUGCACGUAAAGAUCGCCGACUUUGGCCUGGCAACCCAGUUGAAGAGGCCCGACGAACGGCACAUGACUAUGUGUGGUACUCCUAACUAUAUUUCCCCCGAAGUUGUGUCCCACAUGUCCCAUGGUUUGCCUGCUGAUCUCUGGGGUGUUGGCUGCAUGCUUUAUACGCUCUUGGUGGGGCGUCCGCCAUUCGACACAGACGCUGUACAGUCGACACUCAAUAAAGUGGUACAUUCUGACUAUACAAUGCCAGGACAUUUGUCCUAUGAAGCACGCGAUUUAAUCGACAAGCUUUUGAGAAAGAAUCCGCAUGAGCGCAUUUCCUUAGAGCAGGUGCUCAGGCAUCCAUUCAUGUCGAAGGCAGGCGGCAGCACAAUAUCCUAUACAACGCCAGGCUCAUCAGUAGAUUGUUAUGGUCAAAGCAUUGCAAGCGGCGAUAGCGGCAUCGUGACAUUUGCGAGCAAUGACUCAAAAAACUCGCAACGGCUACGCUCAGUGGAACAGCAAUCCAUGCCUCAAAUGCUGCCACAGAUUCAGGAGGAGUUUGGCUACUACCAGGAAAAUCAAAAACCGAAGUAUGCAGCGUUUAGGCUAGGGUCGACAGAGUCGGUGGACAACUCGGAUAUGGACUGGCAGCGAAUGGGGCCAAAUACACAAAAAGGCAAUUUCUUGGUGCACUCAACACCAUCGCUUGGACCUGCACCUGCACCGGCAGAGGUUAAAGCUAAUAAUGAGCACAUAUCCGUGCCACCAUUAAACACGCUCCGAUUGCAGCCAACACGCUAUAAGACCAAGAAUGCCAUCAUGAGCAUUGUGGCAAAUGGCGAAGUAGUCAUUGAAUUUAUAAAGUGCAAAAGUAGAAUGAAUGAAGAUCGAAUUGUUGAUAUUUGUCGCAUUUCCAACGACGGGCGCCGUAUAAUAAUCUAUCAACCGGAUCCUGGGCGCGGAUUGCCCAUAAGAGAGAAACCUUCGGAGCUUCACGCAAACGGCAUGGAUAAUGCUUACACUUAUGAUAACUUGCCUAGCAAACACUGGAAGAAGUACGUCUAUGCAGCGCGGUUCGUGGGCUUGGUGAAGAGUAAAACUCCAAAGGUGACUUAUUUUAGCAAAUUGGCGAAAUGUCAUCUAAUGGAGAACAUGGCUGAUUUCGAGAUGAGCUUUUAUUCUGGCGCAAAGUUGACCAAGUCUCCCAGUGAAGGUAUUAAAGUGCAUGAUGCUAACGGUGCAUUGCUCUCAGAUCACGCAACUGGCGAGGCGAAACGUUUGAUUGAACACAGCAAUGAAUGCUUCGCCCACUGCCUGAGCAUCUGUAAUGCACUGGAGCUGGCACAAACUGGCAGCAAUACUUGCUUUCCAGUCACGAUUGGAAGGAGACCCAUUGCAGAAGUGUUGCCCGCACAACGCUCGGAAAGUCUGAGGGAUACAACCAAUUUUAUGUACUCUACGCCCAAAUCGCAGCAGGGCUCAAUCAACUUCUCCAUUAGCACCAUCUCUUCGAUGCGCAGUGAUAGUGAUUUGAUUGGAUCUCAGAUGUUAGCUGCUCAGCAGAAUGUGCCCAUAAAGCGGCUAAAUAUUCAAGGCAUCGGCACUGCCACUGAGCUGUCCCAUGGAGUUGUCCAAGUACAAUUCUAUGACGGAUCAGUUAUUUCUGUUAUACCCGAAACGCAGGGUGGAGGCAUAACAUAUACGCAGCCCAAUGGGGUAUCCACCCACUUCCCCAGCCAUGACGACCUGCCAUUGGCUGUUAGGGAGCGAGUCUCCCAACUGCCCCAGGUGCAGAUGAAGUUGAGGUGUGCUCCUUUGCUAAAUGGAAAAAAGUUUGACUGCAACGCGAUAAACUCAAAGCCGACCACGUCGGCACCUUGGCACAAUCGCAUGCUAAUCUAGAUAAAAUCUCACCGU